AUGAAGCUUUCAACAUUCUUCUUCUUUGCCCUUGCCACAAGCCAAGCAAGCGCUAGCCUCCUUCGACGCACCCAGCAAUCCUGCCCAGUUGUACCACGAGGUACUGUCUGCCCUGCUUUGGAAGCGCCAGUGGAGUGCGGACAGGGUUACGGAUGUUACUACAGCAAUGACUGUUUGGCCCAAGCCGCUGGAUACAAUAUCCACUACUGUCGUCAGUCUUGCCCUGUCCCUUCCCGAAACAGGUGCCCCACCCACCAUGAUCCAGUGUUGUGUGGCCCCGAGUUUGAAUGCGAGUACGAGAAUGAGUGCGUUGCCAAUGCUGCUGGGUUUGUUGGUUGUCACCCGAUCAAUCCACCCUCCGAGUCUUGCGCUAUCCCCACUCAAAACAGGUGCCCCACCCACCUGGAUCCAGUGUUGUGCGGAAGCAACUACGAUUGUGAGUACGAGAAUGAAUGUGUUGCCAAUGCCGCUGGAUUUGUUGGAUGUAUUCCUGCCUGGUGA
Messenger RNA from Seminavis robusta, 501 nucleotides. The record is from the annotation of a GenBank genome assembly. Lineage: Eukaryota; Bacillariophyta; Bacillariophyceae; Naviculales; Naviculaceae.